AUGGAUAUCACAGCCAAUUCAUGCAAAAGCUUGGUGGAUCAGUUCCUGCAGGAAAGGGAGCCAACUGCUCUGGCAGAGGGCAGAAUUGUGGCCAUAAUAGAUCCACACAACAACUUGAUGAAUUGGUUCCUGAAUGAACAGGAACCAACUGCUCCCCCAGCAGAUGGUAUGAACGUGGAUCUACUCAAGCAAUUGCUGAAUGCAUGGGAACCAUUGGCACCACCAGUCACACACAAGAAAUUAAACAGGAUGGACAGGUCUUCAACACCUGCACAAGAUGUUACUAUGCAGGAUAUGAGGGAACCAAUGCCUCCCCCACUCGUUUCAAAUGUGAACUUCCAUCCACACAGCAAUCUCUUCAAAUGGAACAAUGGGGAUUGGCACCUGUUCCAUGAUGCGAACAAGUCCUGUGCACCUUACAUGCCACAGCACCUUGUGCAGGCUGUGAAUGCCAUUCCAUUCAUUGCCAGCCAAUCACACCCAUCUCACCAGUCUGUGGUAGAGAUGGGUAUCCUCUACUUGGUGUGCCAGAUCAAGGUGGCCUCUGUACAUCUGAAGCAGACUGCUGAUAUCACAGGAUGGCCUGCACAUUGGUUUGCAAACUUAGCAAUGGACUUGAAUCAGCUUAAUAGCUUGAUUCUGGUGACAGUGUUGCAUGCCAGUUAUACUCCUCCCCUCCUGGCAUGCUACCAUGCAUACCUCAGACACCAAGAUGAUGAGCUAAUUCCCCUUAGUGCAUUUACCAUAAUCGACAAUAUCAGUGCCAUCAUCCCACAUUGGACCCCACAUGCAGCUGAUCCCAAUUCCAGCUUUGCAUUCCCUUGGUGGCUAUAUUGUUCUGAGGAAUAUGCAGUGGAUUCCCAAAGAUUGCAAGGCAAGGGAUUGUUUUCCAUGACCUGGGAUUUUUUUAAGUUGAUGAUGGCCCAGGGCUUAUGGGCAUUGCCUGAGGCACCAAUUGCAGACCAUCUCAAUGGCCAUAUCAAGGAGCAGAAAUAUGCCAAUGUUGUCAACAGUCAGGGUUGA
This is a messenger RNA of Pisolithus orientalis, 1023 nucleotides long. RefSeq lists its product as uncharacterized. The transcript is spliced from 12 exons. Bases 1 to 1023 code for a protein of 340 amino acids. The record is from RefSeq and is a predicted model, not a curated record. Lineage: Eukaryota; Fungi; Basidiomycota; Agaricomycetes; Boletales; Pisolithaceae.